Molecule: messenger RNA, 1217 nt
Organism: Melanotaenia boesemani (Boeseman's rainbowfish)
Lineage: Eukaryota; Metazoa; Chordata; Actinopteri; Atheriniformes; Melanotaeniidae
Exons: 12
Coding region: 9-1217 (402 amino acids)
Molecular function (GO): ubiquitin-protein transferase activity
Source: RefSeq, a predicted model, not a curated record
GUACAUCCAUGAGGCCAAAUUUGGCUGUCUGUCCAAUAUGUCAGGUAGAAUAUCCUCUGGAUUAUUUAGAGAUCCACGCCAGCUCAUGUGGAGAAAGUCUGGAAGAAACACCACCCAUUGUGGAGGAUGUUUGUAAAUCACCUAAAGGUGGAAUUAGGAACUUGAAUGAUGUUAUCCAAGCAAUAGCUGAUGGAGUAUCUACAGAUGGGAAAACCUUUGACAUCACGGUGUCACGUCAGAACUUGUUUGAAAGAGGUCUUGUCCAAUGGCAGCGCCAAAAGAAAACUUCCCCUACCAACCCACUGAAAGGCAUCUUUUUAGGAGAAGCUGGCAUCGAUACGGGAGCCCUCCGUAAAGAAUUUCUGACAACUAUGGUAGCAGGCAUUGAGAGGCGCUUCUUUGUGAAGGGGUCAUCUGGCUGCACGCCUAUUAUUCCCUGUCUAACUUGGAUAAAGACCAUUUCAAAUCAAGUGAAACGGACUGCUGGAGAAAUAAUGGCUACCAGCCUGGCUCAAGGAGGACCAGCUCCAAACUUCAUGAUGCCAUGGUGCUACAAAUUUUUGUGCACAGGAUCGCUAGACUUUGAAACCUUGGAUGAAGAUGAUGUGGAGGAUGACCAGUAUACUGAUCUGUUGUCAAAAGUGAAAUCAGCCACUGAAACAACUAUUCUAGACCUCACAGAGGAGAUCUUAAACUGUGGACACACUGGAUCGGUCUGCUUGGAGAAAAAAGAGGAAAUAAUUCGGUCAGUUGUCCUCCAUGCAAAUCUGAGGCUGAUCCCAAUUCUUCAGCAGAUAAGAGAUGGCAUGGGAUUGUAUAGCUUGUGUCAUAUCAUGGCCAAAUACCCUGACAUCUGUCGGCCUUUGUUUGUACCAGGCAUAGAAAUGAAAGCUGAUGCAGACUUUAUCAUCUCUGUGUGCCAGGCAGAAUUCAGUGAGAGAGGCUCAAACAAGCAGCUGGUAGAGGUGACUUUAAUGAAUCACCUGCAAGAUUUUCUCCAGGAACUAGAGCAAGAUGAAACUGAAUCAGGAAAGGAGAAAGCUGCAUCUCUGUCUCCACCAGGAUUUCUUCAGUGGGUAACAGGGCAGGGCCACAUCCCGAUCCUCCAGGAGGACAAGAAGAGUUUCAGGGUAAAUGUGAAGUUCAGUCAUCACUGCCAGUCACAGUUCGUUGUUUUCAGAAUUAUGCUCUUGGCUGUUACUUACUGGAGGAUUUGA